Nannospalax galili (Upper Galilee mountains blind mole rat) is the source of this 1670-nucleotide messenger RNA. RefSeq names its product thioredoxin related transmembrane protein 2 (gene Tmx2). NCBI's taxonomy places the organism in Eukaryota, Metazoa, Chordata, Mammalia, Rodentia, Spalacidae. Gene Ontology annotation, molecular function: disulfide oxidoreductase activity. Gene Ontology annotation, biological process: brain development. The record is from RefSeq and is a predicted model, not a curated record. Gene Ontology annotation, cellular component: membrane-bounded organelle. The transcript is spliced from 8 exons. The coding region runs from base 123 to 1013 and encodes 296 amino acids.
AAUGAGAGGUCUACAUCCGGGUCCAGAGGCGGUGCGGCUGCGAUUUGGCCCAAUAGACGUCUCACUGGAGCGCUCGACGGGCGGAGUGGGACCUUCCGAGCGCCCGGCUGCAGGCCGAGAAGAUGGCGGUCCUGGCGCCUCUGAUAGCGCUUGUGUACUCGGUGCCGCGGCUUUCCCGAUGGCUGGCUCGACCCUACUGCCUUCUGUCGGCCCUGCUCUCUGCUGCUUUCCUCCUCGUGCGGAAACUGCCACCUAUUUGCCAGGGUCUUCCCACGCAGCGCGAAGAUGGCAACCCGUGCGACUUCGACUGGAGAGAAGUGGAGAUCCUGAUGUUCCUCAGUGCCAUUGUGAUGAUGAAGAACCGUAGAUCCAUCACCGUGGAGCAACAUGUAGGCAACAUCUUCAUGUUUAGUAAAGUGGCCAACGCAAUUCUUUUCUUUCGCCUGGAUAUUCGCAUGGGCCUGCUGUACCUCACACUCUGCAUAGUGUUCCUGAUGACUUGCAAGCCCCCCCUGUACAUGGGCCCUGAGUACAUCAAGUACUUCAAUGAUAAAACCAUUGAUGAAGAACUGGAGCGGGACAAGAGGGUCACCUGGAUUGUGGAGUUUUUUGCCAAUUGGUCUAGUGAUUGCCAGUCAUUUGCUCCUAUCUAUGCUGACCUGUCCCUCAAGUACAACUGUACAGGGCUAAAUUUUGGGAAGGUGGAUGUUGGACGAUAUACUGAUGUUAGUACCCGGUACAAAGUGAGCACAUCACCCCUCACGAAACAACUUCCUACCUUGAUCCUGUUCCAAGGUGGGAAGGAGGUAAUGCGGCGGCCACAGAUUGACAAGAAAGGACGGGCUGUCUCUUGGACCUUUUCUGAGGAGAAUGUAAUUCGAGAAUUCAACUUGAAUGAGCUAUACCAACAGGCCAAGAAACUGUCGAAGGGCGGAGACAGUACCCCAGAGGAGAAGCCUGUGGCCCCCACUCCCACUGCUGUGCCAGAUAAAGAGAACAAGAAGGACAAAUAGAAUCCUGCCUUCUCACUGCUUCCUGUCAGUUCCUGGCACCAGAUCCUGCUCUAACGACGAGCUUUGCCUGAGGCUUUAGCCAUUUAUUUGUUUCUCCUGUUUGGCUGUGAUUGGGUCAGGCAGGGUGACUGCUUCUGAAUUUUAAAGAAGCAUCCAGGGAGUCUUGGUGCAUUCUGCAGGGAGGCCUACUGUGCCCUGGCCAACUGUUUCUCUAAGAGGGUGAUCUGUGAUGGAGGUGGAAAUGGUUUCCCUCCAAGAUUGGGUCGGUGUUCUCCAACUGCUCUCCAAUACUUGGGACAUCACCAGUCUGUGGUUUCAAGAUUCUUAUUGGGCCCACCAAACCCUAGACUAAAUUAAAUUUGAUGUUAGAUGCCUGAAUUUUUCCACAACCCUUUCUUCCUUAGCUCCUUCUGGCUUGAUGUAUGACAUUACAAAAUUUAAUCCUGAAAAUGUCAAAUCCCAGUGAAAUUCCUUCAACCAGAAUUUUCAUUGGGAAUAGUGUUGAAUGAGCCCCCUGUAUUGUGGGGAUUUAGAGGAAAGGUAAUGGAAACUUGAGACGUUCCUUUGUGUGGUGGGAUCAGGAGAAAGCCUCAGGGCUGGACAGUUUUCUCCUACUGCCCACACCCAGCUAUCCAUAAUAAAGAGACCUGGAUCGUU